Messenger RNA from Mandrillus leucophaeus (drill), 1198 nucleotides. It is a transcript of the gene IDNK, whose product is annotated as idnK, gluconokinase homolog (E. coli). Lineage: Eukaryota; Metazoa; Chordata; Mammalia; Primates; Cercopithecidae. Gene Ontology annotation, cellular component: cytoplasm. The coding region runs from base 434 to 859 and encodes 141 amino acids. Gene Ontology annotation, molecular function: gluconokinase activity. The transcript has 5 exons. The record is from RefSeq and is a predicted model, not a curated record.
GCGCAGAGGGGCACAGCCCUCACUCGCCCUGCCUGGGCGGGAGCGGCUCCGCCCCUCGGGCGCCGGGAAGGCCGGGGACGGCGGGGCCCGGAAGGUGACUGGAAGGAGCCAAGCUCGGGUCAUGGCGGCGCCGGGCGCGUUGCUGGUGAUGGGCGUGAGCGGCUCGGGGAACUAAGGCCAAUCUCCAGACUCCAGGGUCAUGGGCAUCACUGCUUUAGGAUUACACCGUGAUUGGUGUUUAAAUUCCUGCUAGGGCAGCCGUCCCUUUCCCAGACAUCCUUGCACAAAAGGAAGCUCCACACAUUGGGCAGGGCAGUAAUGGGAACAUCUGUGUCCUCUCCACAGAUCCACCGUGGGCGCCCUGCUGGCAUCUGAGCUGGGAUGGAAAUUCUAUGAUGCUGAUGACUAUCACCCGGAGGAAAAUCGAAAGAAGAUGGGAAAAGGGAUACCGCUCAAUGACCAGGACCGGAUUCCAUGGCUCUGUAACUUGCAUGACAUUUUACUAAGAGAUGUAGCCUCGGGACAGCAUGUGGUUCUAGCCUGUUCAGCCCUGAAGAAAAUGUACAGAGAUAUAUUAACACAAGGAAAAGAUGGUGCAGCUCUGAAGUGCGAGGAGUCGGAAAAGGAAGCAGAGCGGGCUGAGAUGCAGCUCCUGGUGGUCCAUCUGAGUGGGUCGUUUGAGGUCAUCUCUGGACGCUUACUCAAAAGAAAGGGACAUUUUAUGCCCCCUGAAUUACUGCAGUCCCAGUUCGAGACUCUAGAGCCCCCAGCAGCUCCAGAAAACUUUAUCCAAAUAAGUGUGGACAAAAAUGUUUCAGAGAUAAUUGCUAAAAUUAUGGAAACUCUAAAAAUGAAGUGAGAAUCAUUUUGUAUCAGUGGUCCACACAAAAUUAAGCAUAAAUAUUUGUGCCAUCCCAAACCUCGUUCCAGCCACCUUGCCCAUGCUAGAUUCUAAAUUUUUCUAAAGGCAAACAAACCCCAAUGUAUCAAGACAGACUCGUUUGGGUGUAAUUUUAGGGAUUAUGCUGGUUCAUCGGGAAGCAGAAGGGGAGUUUUAAAAGUCAAGCUUAAAUUGAAGUUUAAAUUCAUCACAUGAUCAGAGGAAAUUCUGUAAUCGAUGCUGGAAAUUGUUACAUUGUUUAGAACAUUCUUGCUCAUGCCCGUAUGUGCACAAAUAAAUGAAACUUGGCUGUCCUUG